Messenger RNA from Dermacentor albipictus, 444 nucleotides. Its product is annotated as protein GVQW3-like. Gene Ontology annotation, molecular function: nucleic acid binding. The record is from RefSeq and is a predicted model, not a curated record. Lineage: Eukaryota; Metazoa; Arthropoda; Arachnida; Ixodida; Ixodidae.
AUGGCGGAGCGACUGGAGAAGCGCUACUGCAUCAAAUUUUGCCAGAAACUGGGCGACAGCCAAAUGGAAACCAUUCGGAAGAUUCAGACGGCUUUCGGUGAUGAUGCUAUGAGCAGCACACAGAUUGAGGAGUGGUACAACCGGUUUAAAGACGGCCGCACAUUGGUGGAGAGUAAGCCACGUUCCGGACGGCCAUCAACAUGCCGAAAUGACCAGGUCAGUGCCGAAGUGAACGCUGUGGGGAUAUUUGGCCAUGAAGAGAGUUGCAGCAAAAUUCGUGCCGAGCUGCUCAUGGUGGAGCAAAAGCAACUUCGUGUUGAAGUCUCACAGGACAUGCUGGAUUCCACAAACAGUGACCCCGACUUCAUGAACACCAUAAUCACUGGUGACGAGUCUUGGGUGUACGGGUACGACCCGGAAACCAAAUCAGAGUCAUCACAGUAG